This is a messenger RNA of Spirometra erinaceieuropaei, 1227 nucleotides long. NCBI's taxonomy places the organism in Eukaryota, Metazoa, Platyhelminthes, Cestoda, Diphyllobothriidea, Diphyllobothriidae. The record is from the annotation of a GenBank genome assembly.
AUGAUUUCAGCAGUGGAAUCGGUCAUUAAUCAGACGGAAGCGGCGGAGGAGACGAAGAAUCUUAUCCGACACCAAGUUACGUCCCUCCUUAUGACUCACAAGCCGCGCGAAACACUCACAAAGGUUGAACGCCAUGCACUAAGAGAACUCAAGGCCGACAAGAACAUCGUCAUUGUGCCCGCGGACAAGGGGCGUUCCACCGUCGUACUGGACAGAACAGACUACCUUCAGAAGGCCAAAAACCUACUGGAGGAUCGUCAGUUCUAUGUCCCAUGUGAAACCAACCCCAUAAAAACGCUGACACGCGAAAUAAAUGCAACACUGUUGGCACUGGAGAACUCGGGUGCAAUAACAGCGACCGACCGACGCAUGGCGAGAGCUCAAGAAACGGCUUUGGCCCGAUUCUAUGGUCUCCCAAAGGUGCACAAGGAGGGCGCUCCUCUCCGGCCCAUUGUUUCGCUCAAAGGCACUCCAACGUACGGACUGGCAAGAUGGCUGUUUCGGCGCCUCAAAUUUCUGACCGCUGAUUCGGACACCACGGUCUGUUCGUCAACGCAAUUCGUGGAGAAGCUUAAAGGAGUAAGUCUCUUGCCCAAUGAGGUCAUGGUAUCUUUUGAUGUCACGUCUCUCUUUACUUCUAUCCCCCAGGAUCUGGCAAUCGAGACCGUCCAGCUACUCCUACGAAACAAAUACGAUGAAACGGAGAAUCGUCUCGGACAUGCCCAAGUCCUUCAGCUCCUAAAGUUCUGUCUCAGGACGUACUUCACGUUUGACGGAACAAUCUACGAGCAAGUGAAGGGAACACCGAUGGGCUCGCCGAUUUCGGGAUUCAUCGCCGAAGCGGUGCUACAGCGGUUGGAGUCGCUGGUCUUCCAACACCACAGACCGAAAUUCUGGGCUCGGUAUGUGGACGAUACCUUCGUCGUCAUCGAACGGGAUCAGGUGCUAACGUUCAAAGAACGUCUCAACAGCGUCUUCCCGGACAUACAAUUCACGAUGGAGGAGGAAGAGAAUAACCAGCUGGCAUUCCUUGAUGUCCUCGUCUGUCGCAAAGAUUGUGGUGGCCUAAAGACCAAAGUGUUCAGAAAAGCAACGAACACGACGCAAAUUCUGAACUUCAACAGUAACCACCCAAUCUGCCACAAACGCAGUUGCGUAAGAACGCUAUGUCGGCGUGUUGAGACGCACUGCAGUGAACCGGAAGACAAGGUUGCCGAAUCACAAUAA